Messenger RNA from Pelagomonas calceolata, 908 nucleotides. NCBI's taxonomy places the organism in Eukaryota, Pelagophyceae, Pelagomonadales, Pelagomonadaceae. The record is from the annotation of a GenBank genome assembly.
UUAGGCUCCUCGCCCAGGCGUCGUCGGCGAGCGCCUCGCACGCGCCCUCGGCGAGCUCGCCGAGCAACACGUCGCCGAACCGCUCGCGCCGCAGGCCGACGACGGGCGCGCCGACGUUGGCGAGCAUCCGCCGCACCAUGCGGUGUUUUCCCUCGCGCACGACGAGUCUCACCGUGACGCGGUCGUCGUCGGCGACCCGCGCCUCCAGCACGUCGCCGACGUGUACUCCGAGCGUCGUCUGCACGCCGGCCGCGAGGCGGUCGCGCAGGAACGCCUCCGGCGUCCGCGCGAGCGCGGCGUCGGCGCCGGCGGCGACCUCGCACGUGGCCACGUACUCCUUCUCGACGGCCGCCCGCGGCGAGAGCAGCUUGUGCGUGAGGGCGCCGUCGGACGAGAAGAGGAGGAGGCCCGACGUGUCCGCGUCGAGGCGGCCCACGGGGUGCGCCUUGCGCGGCGCCACGGCCGCGAGGUCGGGCCGGCCGCGGUCGUCGCUCAGCGUGCUGUGCACCCCAAUGGGCUUGUGGUACACCCAGAGCAGCGGCAGCGGUUCAACUAGAACGUCGUCGACCGUCACGCGCGCGUCCGCGGGGACCUUCGCCGCGGCUCGCUUCGCGACGACGCCGUCGACGGCGACGCGCCCCUGCUUGACGAGCUGGCUGCAGGCGGCGCGGCUCGCGGCGACGGAUGCGUCGUUGAGGAACUUGUCCAGGCGUACGCUGCUGCUCGUCGAGAGCGCUCUCGCUGUAGUUGUCGCGCAUGCGACGAGGAGCAGGCGCAUAUGGGCUUGGGCUCUGUGUACAAUGGCUAAGACAUCGUUGAACUUUGUUUGCGGCGUUGCUGCUGUGAUAUCUCAAUGCCUAAUACUGUCAUACGCUGCACACAGCGUCUCGGGGCCAUAUUUUUGGUAG